AAUAAUUCAAGAAAAAGUGAGCACUUCACUCUUCAGUCCACACUUAGCUCAGUUGUACUGGUUUACUGUAACUCUGCUUCUUUAAGCCAAGAAUCUUUUUCUCAUGCUUUCCCCAUUUCCUCUUCUUUCUCUCUCCUAAAUCAGAGCUUUCUCCCUCUAGAAACAGAGCUUUUUCCCUUGAAAGUGAAAACCCAUGUCUCAAAUUCUUCACCAUUAAAAAAUAAAAACCCAUUUCUGUAAUCCCAUUAAAAAGCUUAAACCCUUGUUAAGAAAACUUAAAGUUCAUCUACUUCCGCCGCCACCCGCCUUCCGUCUAGUUUAGUAGACGGAUUUCAGCUCCACAACUGCCGCCACCCUGUUUAUACCUGGGUUUAUUGAAGGGAGCUUUCUCUCUUCACAAUGUAUCCAUCAAGUGAUGGCGGUCAACUGGGUGGCGUCAUACAGAAAAACAGGAAAUGUAGAGAUGUAGUGUUCCUUGUCAUCUUCGCAGCUUUCUUGGUGGCCAUGAUUGUAAACUCAAGUUUUGGGUUCAACAAAGGAAACCCAAAGAGGUUAGUUUAUGGAUUGGACUACGAGGGAAAUCUUUGUGGUGACAAGGAUGCCCAUCGAAAUCUCCGUGAAUUGGAACUCAGAUAUUGGGUAAAUCCUAACCAAGUGUAUGAAAGUGGAUUAAAGAACACUGUGUUCAAGCUGGCUGAUGCCAGGAGCAUUUGUUUGUUGGAUUGCCCUAUUCCAGCUGAAGAUUCCCUUAACUGGGUCUGUGAUUAUCCUGACGGGGAUAUACAUCUAACUCUAGAUGAAUGGAUUGAUAGGAACUAUGAUUAUUUCGAGUUCCUUACUCCAGAUAUGAGAAACAGUUCGCUUCAACUUCAAGGGCCUUGUUACCCUGUCAUAUACCCUAGUGUUAAUGUUUUCUGGAGCUGCCAGUUUAUAGCUCGUCCAUCGAACAUGUCUUUACGGCACUGGCAGCAGAUGGGAGGAGUAAACAUCAACGGGGGCCUUGAAAUCGACAAGUCAAUUCACAAGACAAUGAACUCUCGAUCUGCUGUAUUAAAGAGGUACAUGGCUGACAUUGGAAAAUCGUGGUUCGUACUCCUUGUUUGUGGUGGGAUCCUGCCACUUCUUUUGUCAGGGAUUUGGCUGCUACUGAUCCGUUAUGUUGUGUCUGGGAUGCCGUGGAUAACAGUCUCACUUUUUAACAUCCUCAUAAUAUCAGUUACUAUGCUAUUUUAUCUAAAAGCUGGAUGGAUUGGAAAUGAUGCUGUUACACCUAUUGUUGGCGAACAUGACCCAUAUGUUCAUGUAUAUGGAAGGGAGUUAACUCAUAUUCGGGCGGCUGCCAUUUUGAUGACUGCUAUUAUGGGAAUUGCUAUCGCUGCAACAAUUGCCAUAGUCAGACGCAUCGUUAUGGCAACAUCAGUCCUUAAGGUUGCUGCAAAGGUUAUAAGGGAAGUUCGAUUUCUUAUGAUCUUUCCAGUCAUUCCUUAUGCCAUACUUGGCAUCUUCUACAUGAUAUGGGUGUCUGCUGCAUUGCAUAUAUUCAGUUCUGGUGAGGUUCGACAGAAUAGCUGUGAAUCAAACUGUUGCGCUUACAACCUUGGGUCAGGGCGUGUCAGCUGUGAACGUUGUUGUGGUUACAGCAUUCAUUAUACUCCUCACAUAGGAAUCUCUAUCCUCUUUCACUUGUUUGGUGGUUAUUGGACAACACAUUUCUUCUUAGCAUGUUCAUCCACUGUCAUUGCGGGGUCUGUUGCUUCUUAUUAUUGGGCUCGUGGUGAUACACCGGCAAGAAUCCCAUUUCUACCUGUUUUUGCCUCAAUGAAAAGGCUAGUCCGAUACAGCCUGGGUUCUGUUGCCAUUGGCUCCCUGGUUCUAUCUUUUGUGGAGUCAAUCCGCUUCUUACUUGAGUCAAUUCGGCGCAAGCUUAAAGUAUCCUAUACUGCCCCAGAUAAUUGGUUUGGGAAAAUGGUCCACAAUUCUUCUAAAUUAUGCUUGAAGUGCGUUGAGUGGACCAUUAAAUCUGUGAAUCGUAAUGCCUAUAUAAUGAUUGCAAUAACAGGAAAAAGCUUCUUCAAGUCAUCGGCUAUUGCAACAGACUUGAUUAUGAACAACAUUCUAAGAAUAGGGAAGGUUAAUGUUGUCGGAGAUGUAAUUCUGUCUCUUGGAAAAUUAUGUGUUAGCUUGUCAAGCGCCUUGUUUGCAAUCCUCAUGUUGGAUACUUACGGUUACAAGUCUGCCCACAAGAAGAUUUCUUCUCCUCUCUUCCCAGUGCUGGCAUGUUGGGUCCUUGGUUAUGUUGUUGCCACAUUGUUCUUUGGGGUGGUGGAGAUGUCCAUCGAUAGUAUUAUUCUAUCAUUUUGUCAGGAUGCCGAGGAACACCAAGGAACUGCUCAGUAUGCAUCUCCCCUUCUCCUUGAGACUCUUACUGAACAAAACGAGACCCAAAGACUCACAAAUUGAAUCACGCUCAAGAAUUUUGAAGCCAUGAAGCUUAUUUUGUACUAGUUGUAAAUAUUAUUAGAAUUUCUUUUUCUUUUACCCUCCUAGCAUUUAUCCAUAACAUGUUUGUUAGAACAUGUUAACUUUUUCCAUUGAUAUGCUUAUGCUACAAGUAAAUUGUAAUUUCUUAGUCCAGCCAGUAACAGGAAGACGGUUAAAUUCAAUUAUGAAAUAUAGUUUCUGAGAAAGGAAAAAUAUUGUUUA
This is a messenger RNA of Spinacia oleracea (spinach), 2703 nucleotides long. RefSeq names its product choline transporter protein 1. The coding region runs from base 400 to 2460 and encodes 686 amino acids. The transcript has 11 exons. Gene Ontology annotation, molecular function: transmembrane transporter activity. Gene Ontology annotation, biological process: transmembrane transport. The record is from RefSeq and is a predicted model, not a curated record. Gene Ontology annotation, cellular component: membrane. NCBI's taxonomy places the organism in Eukaryota, Viridiplantae, Streptophyta, Magnoliopsida, Caryophyllales, Amaranthaceae.